Camelus dromedarius (Arabian camel) is the source of this 1366-nucleotide messenger RNA. It is a transcript of the gene FAM110D, whose product is annotated as family with sequence similarity 110 member D. The record is from RefSeq and is a predicted model, not a curated record. The coding region runs from base 225 to 1037 and encodes 270 amino acids. NCBI's taxonomy places the organism in Eukaryota, Metazoa, Chordata, Mammalia, Artiodactyla, Camelidae. The transcript has 2 exons.
GGCUCUCUUGGCUUUUCCUGUGGAGAGUGAGGUUUGGCUGCCACCAAAGUUCCUUCCAGUCCCUGCUGUCCCUCCUGCCCUCAGUCAAGACCUGCCCAGAGACCCAGGCAUUCAGCCUCCCUACGCAGAGGCCCUAGGGAGCCCCAGCCAAUUUCUCUCUGCUCCUCAACUAUCUGCCUAUCUCCAGUUGCUUAUGGGGCACUGUCCUGCCCAGCUCUGCUGAGAUGCUCCUGGCCUCUCCCUCUACCCCGUCCAGGGGACGGACCCCCAGCGCCGUGGAGAGGCUGGAGGCCGACAAAGCCAAGUAUGUCAAGACGCACCAGGUGAUAGCGCGACGCCAAGAGCCAGCUCUGCGUGGAGGUCCCGGGCCGCUCACCCCGCACCCCUGCAACGAGCUGGGAACCCCUGCAUCGCCCAGGACGCCCAGGCCCGCCCGCCGGGGCAGCGGCAGGCGGCUGCCAAGGCCUGACUCUCUCAUCUUCUACCGCCAGAAGCGGGACUGCAAGGUUUCGGUGAACAAAGAGAACGCCAAGGGCCAGGGGCUGGUGCGGCGCCUUUUCCUGGGCUCCCCUCGAGACGCCACCUCGAGCAGCCCGGGCUCAACGGAGCGACCCGCAGCUUCUGGAGGUUGGGCCGCGCCCCAAGAUGCCCCGGAGGCGGCGGGAAAGCGGGCAUUGUGCCCCACAUGCUCGCUGCCCCUGUCGGAGAAGGAGCGCUUCUUCAACUACUGCGGCCUGGAGCGCGCGCUGGUGGAGGUGUUGGGCGCCGAGCGCUUCUCUCCGCAGACCUGGGGCGCCGACGCCAGCCCCCACCCCGGAACGUCACCGCCGCCUGGCUCCGGGGACGCCAGCGACUGGACAUCCAGCGAUGGCGGCGCAGAUCGCCCGGACGGUGCAGAGGGCGGCGGCUCGGAGGCUGCGGGCUCAGCCCGGGACGGGCGCCCCCAGGUGUCGGUAGUGGAGCGCAACGCGCGCGUCAUCCAAUGGCUGUAUGGCUGCCAGCGUGCCCGCGGCUCGCCGCGCGAGUCCGAGGUGUGACAGCUGCUGUUCGGGAGCGUGCUCUCGUGGAGUCUGGGAUCCCGGGAAGCGCAAGGGGCGAGCGCGGGGCUGGACCCGGGCACCGGCAGGGACGCCGUGCCUCUGAAGCGCCGGGUGAUUUGGGGCAAGCCCUUCCCUCUGGAUCUCGGUUUCCCCUCUUGAACCUUGGGAGGAUGGGACAAAAUGAUCCCGAAGGCCCUUCCCAGCACAGACGGCGGAGGGGAAGGGGGCGGGGGCGGCCUCUCGGCCCCUGUGGAGGCCGGGUCGGGCGAGUGAAGACAGGUAGGAGAACAGAGAACCUGCUGAAUAAAGUCAAAACGUUAUUUAAA